CUCUGAAUGAAGGAUUUCAUGACACGCAGACAUUUUUAUUGUCAGCAUUAUAUGCCGUGCAUGAAUGACAACAAGGGAGAGAACGAAAGAGAGAGAGAGAGAAAGGAGGAGGAAGCAAGUGAGCGCGAGAAAGAGGAAGAGAGAGAGACAACUAUGUCGAUGAUCCCUACGAGUUAGGAACGCGGUGCUGAACGCGCAGUGCAGACGGCCACUUUAACACCUCCAAUCACUAAAGGAUUAUUAACACUUCUGCUGUCAUUUCAGACCAUUCAAAUACUGGCGUCUUGAUCGCUGACCGACAUUCACGCGCCAGGAAGAUAUCAAUUUUCAGUGUCAAAGUAAAGGAGCAUCGCUGAUUCUGAAGAUGGAGAAAUGUACCACCGGUGAGGCUUGAAGCAGUGGGGUCAGCUGUAGAUGAGCUUCCUGCACCAUGCCGCCGGGGGUCUACGGCAUGCAGGAUGUGUGGGAGAGGGAGGGUUGGCAACAGAUCAACAUAGAGUUCCUCCUCCCCACGGGGAUCUACCUCAACUUUCCCGUAGCACGCAGUGACACCAUUAGUACCAUCAAGAAGAUGGUGUGGAAGAAUGCCAGGAAUGAGCCUCUGUUCAGUGCCCUGAGUGACCCGGACGCCUACGUCUUCACCUGCAUCAACAUGACCGCAGAGCGGGAGGAGCUGGAAGACGAGCAGCGCCGCCUGUGUGAUGUUCGGCCAUUCAUGCCAAUUCUCAGGCUGGUGGCCCGGGAAGGCGACCGAGUCGAGAAGCUCAUCACCACCCAGAUCAGUCUACUUAUAGGAAAAGGUCAUCAUGAAUUUGACUCCCAAAAGAACCAUGAGGUGAAUGAAUUCCGAACAAAAAUGCGGACAUUUUGUGAAGAGCGUGCUCAGGUGCGUCAGAUGCUGCCUUGGGAACCAUGGAUGGAGUUCAACUUCCCGUGUGACUUGGAGCCGUGCUCGGUAGUGGCGCAAUCUGGGAAAUCGCACAGCGGCAAAAAGAUUUUGGUCAAUGUGAAGUUUGAGGGCAGUGAGGAGACCUUCGUUCUCCAGCAAGAUCCACAGGACCUGCCGAUGUUUCUGAAACGGAACGCCUUGAGAAAGAAGUCCAACGUGUUCCGACCGGCCAAGCAGGAGAAGCCAGAGGACUACACCCUUCAGGUUAACGGGAGAUGGGAGUUCAUUUAUGGAAAAUAUCCACUCUGCCAGUUUAAAUAUAUUUUUACAUGUUUGCAUGGAGGCAUUACCCCACACCUGACCAUGGUGCAUCAUUCAGUCAUCAUCAAGUUCCAGGAGGAACAGGGUGGCCUUAGUAACCAGGUGUCCAGGACUCGUGCUCAGUCCAAACCGCCCCCGCUGCCUCUGAAAAGGCAAAACACAUCUUCGCUGUGGUCUAUCCAUGAGCCUUUCUAUAUAUACCUUCUACAGGGCAGCCGAGUGAAUGCAGAUGAAGGCAUGAAGCCACAGGACUGCCCGUUGGCCUGGGUUAAUACAAUGGUGUUUGACUACAAGGACCAGCUAAAAACUGGAGAAUUUUCCCUUUCCACAUGGCCAUCAGUCCCAGAUGAUAAAGGGGAUUUGUUGAAUCCUAUGGGCACUGUGGAGAAAAAUCCAAACAUUGACAGCACAGCUGGUCUCCUGAUUCGAUUUCCCAACAUCAGACCACACCCCCUGUAUUAUCCUCCAAUUGAAAAGCUAAAUGAGCUGGGUAUGAAUGGUGAAAAAGUUGUUGCUACAAAAGAAGAGCACCUGAAACUGAGAGAGAUUGUGGACAAUAAAAACUACACGGAGUUCUUUGAGGAUGAGAAGGAGCUUCUGUGGAAGUUACGUGAAGAGGUGAGGCAGCGAUACCCGGAGAGCCUCCCCAAACUCCUCCUCAUCACUAAGUGGAACAAACACGAGGACGUGGCUCAGAUGGUUGGUUUGUUACGGAAAUGGCAAGAUUUGCCUGCUAUACAUGCUCUAGAACUUCUGGACUACAGUUUCCCUGACCCUCAUGUCCGCUCCUUCACCAUCCGCUGCCUCGGGAACUUGCGUAAUGAUGAGCUCUUUCAGUACCUCUUGCAACUGGUGCAGGUUCUGAAGUAUGAAUCCUACUUGGAUUGUGACUUGACCUGUUUCUUGCUUGAGAGAGCCCUUUCCAACAAGAAAAUAGGUCACUUCUUGUUUUGGCACCUCAGGUCAGAAAUGCAUGUGCCCUCAGUCAGCUUGAGAUUUGGACUUAUUCUGGAGGCGUACUGUCGUGGGAGCAUCUUUCUCAUCAAGAGCUUGAUGAAGCAGAAUGAGGCUCUGAAUAAAAUGAAGGCUCUCAAUGACUUUGUGAAAUCAGGCAGUCAGAAGGCAACCAGGAUACAGACUACAGAGGACAUGAAAGUGUGCAUCAAACAGGACACUUACAUGGAGGCGCUUUCGGAUGUCGUCUCCCCUCUCAACCCAAGCAUCGUGCUGUGUGAACUAUGUGCAGACAAGUGUAAGUUCAUGGACUCCAAAAUGAAACCUCUGUGGCUGAUGUAUAAGGACAAAUAUGAUCAUGUGGGCAUUAUCUUCAAAAAUGGAGACGAUCUGCGGCAGGAUAUGCUAACCCUUCAGAUGAUUCAGCUGAUGGAUGUUUUGUGGAAAACAGAAGGUCUUGACCUCAGAAUGCUGCCCUAUGGAUGCCUGUCGACCGGGAACAAAACGGGUCUCAUCGAGGUGGUGAAAAACUCAGACACUAUCGCCAACAUCCAGAGAAACAACAGCAACAGUGCAGCCACUGCUGCCUUCAAUAAGGACGCCCUUCUCAACUGGCUCAAAUCCAAAAACCCAGGGGAUAAACUGGAUCAAGCCAUUGAGGAAUUCACCCUCUCCUGCGCAGGCUACUGUGUAGCCACAUAUGUUCUGGGAAUAGGGGACCGUCACAGUGACAAUAUAAUGAUCAGGGAAACGGGUCAGUUAUUCCAUAUAGACUUUGGGCACUUUUUGGGGAACUUUAAGAGCAAAUUCGGGAUCAACAGAGAACGUGUGCCUUUCAUUCUGACAUACGACUUUGUCCAUGUAAUCCAGGAGGGACGGACGAACAACAGUGAGAAAUUUGAACGGUUUCGUGAGUACUGCGAACAAGCCUAUAAAAUCCUUUGCCGGAAUGGGACUCUUUUUGUGAAUCUCUUUGCCUUGAUGAAAGCUGCAGGACUCCCUGAGCUCAGUUCUUCCAAAGACAUCCAGUAUCUCAAGGACUCUUUGGCACUGGGGAAAUCUGAGGAGGAAGCACUGAAGAACUUUAAAGUGAAAUUUAAUGAAGCUCUAAGAGAGAGCUGGAAGACCAAGGUGAACUGGAUGAUGCACUCUUUUGCCAAAGAUAACAGAUAAAUGGCAUUCGAUCACAGGAGACCCACUGAAACCCUCUUGAUGCUGAGUUUUGAUUUAAACCAAUGCAGCUUUGAAUACAAUAUAUGUUGCACUGCUAUCUGGCAUUUAUGGCAUUAUACUUCCUUGCAAAGGCAAAAUGCAGUAACUAAACCGUUUGUUAAAACUUAGUUAUGACCAAUAUCAUAGGUCAAAUGCGACUAGAUUCUGUUUAAAAUCCAGAAGUUCAGUCAAAAAAGUUCCUGCGUUUUGCCUUUGCAGGGCAGUAUAUACAUCAACAGCUGUUUAGCAAAUGUUUACAUCUGUGACGUAAUAGUAAAUAAUUCUAUACAUUUGUUUUCGUGAGACCUACUGCUUGAAAUGAGAGUAAUUUCAGAUACAUGUUGUAUUUGCAACACACUGCACUGGGAAUCGAAGCUACUAAUUUAACAAACUAUUGGCAUGCCACUAAUUUAACUAGCAUCUCUGGUUUGUUUCUGUCACACUUGUGUACCUGCACAGAGAAAAGCUCAGAGCAAGUGAGAUUAAUGUAUUUAUAAUUUCUAACUGUACAGCAUAAGUGACUUUUGUUCUGGAGAAGAAAGCACUUUGUGUGUCUUCAUAUACGGUUUACAUUUUUGUUUACAUGAAUUUGUUUGGUUGUACAUAUUCUUUAGUGUAUCAUACGUAUAUUUACAUUCCUUAAAACAGUAUUUUUUAAUUUGAAUGAUUUGUAUAAUGGGGAAAUUGUUCAUCAGGAAAGUCUUUGUAUAGUGGUGUACAUGAGAAGACAUUUUUUUAUGUCAGUGUAGAAAUGAGCCUUAAAUAUUUUGUAUUUGUGGGGUAUUCUCUGUGCCUUUGAGAUAAGACACAAGCCAUCUUGAAGUCGUGUCCAAAGAGUUAGCUUUUUGUUCAGUGAAAUGUGUGCAAAGGAUGUACGCCGUGUACUACUGUACUAUAAAUCAGGGCAAAAGUGGAAUAUUGUUGCUCUGUAGAACAGUGCACUGUUAAUUGUGUGCCUAUUUUGAAUAUAGAGUCAGUUAAGCUUGUGUUUUCUCUUCCGGUAAACCUUAAUUAAUUCCAGAAUGUAUCACCACAGUAUUCGCCAACUGAAUCCACUGCUACCUGUUUCACGAAGAUGCUUUUUCUCAACAGAUGCGUAAAUGUUGUUUAUUUUGAAUCUUUAAAUGUCCUCUAGAAUGUGAAUUUUUAAAAGAGAUUAAAGCUAAAUCCAUCUAAUCUUUAUACAUGAAAGUCCUACUAACACCCACUGCAUAUAAUUUUAAUAAUGUAAGGAAGAUUAGUGGACAGAGGAAUAACUUUCACAUAAUGAAUGGAUUUUAGCAUUGGUGUAGGCAUUGAUGACUAUCUAUUGGACUACUAACCGAGUACCUCUCAUGUUUUCUUGUUUUGUUUCUUGCAUCUUGUUUUUGAUUGUGUACCAUGAUCUUUAGUCACUUCACAGUAUGAAACGCCAGGAUCUUGAAUUUCUCGGUUUACUAAUGUAUUGUUUCAGUUUUUAAACAUGGUUAGUUUGAUAUGAAGUUUUCAGAGGUGUUAUGAGUUAUGGAAGUGUGUUAUUCAUUCUCAUUUUUGCCAU
This is a messenger RNA of Sinocyclocheilus grahami, 4913 nucleotides long. RefSeq names its product phosphatidylinositol 4,5-bisphosphate 3-kinase catalytic subunit delta isoform-like. The transcript is spliced from 22 exons. Bases 431 to 3337 code for a protein of 968 amino acids. Gene Ontology annotation, biological process: phosphatidylinositol-mediated signaling; phosphatidylinositol 3-kinase/protein kinase B signal transduction; cell migration. Gene Ontology annotation, molecular function: 1-phosphatidylinositol-3-kinase activity; 1-phosphatidylinositol-4-phosphate 3-kinase activity. The record is from RefSeq and is a predicted model, not a curated record. Gene Ontology annotation, cellular component: plasma membrane; cytoplasm; phosphatidylinositol 3-kinase complex. NCBI's taxonomy places the organism in Eukaryota, Metazoa, Chordata, Actinopteri, Cypriniformes, Cyprinidae.